AUGCCGUCAAUGCUUUCUUCGCGUAGUGAACCAUCACAUGUGCUAAAUUCAAUCAUCAUCUCUCCAUCGGACACGGAUUAUAUUGAUCAAUUGAUCCCAUCAAUAAGGGAGUAUAGUGUCAGCAAUCGAACGUCUCAAUUAUUGCAGUCCCUGUCCAAGUUCGCCAGCGAUAAAGAAGCCGAGAUAGAAACAAUAUGCAACACAAACCAUCAGGAAUUUGUAUCUUCAAUCAAUCACCUUCUGCGUAUCAGGGAAGGAACAGUGAGCUUGACCGCGGAGAUCCUUGACCUGAAUCAAUCUAUCCAAGCUAGCACCGAACGUCUCGCCGAACAAAAGAAGGCUCUGGUAGAGUCGCGCAGUCACCGACAGAAUAUUGAUGAGACGUCUCGUGCCAUCCAGGACUGCUUGGAGGUUCUACGCCUGGCUAAUCAAGUUCAUGAUCUACUAGCCAAGAAAAACCACUACGCGGCUUUACGGGCGCUCGAGGAACUCCAAAAUGUGCACCUUAAGGACGUGACCCAAUAUAAAAUUGCCGACAUGAUUCAACGCUCAGUACCAGCGACCCAGCGAGCGAUAGCGGAAGCCGUGCUAUCUGACCUGAAUACUUGGCUCUACAGAAUCCGCGAGAUGUCUCAGUUUCUCGGAGAAAUAGCUCUCUACCAUACAGAAUGCCGGAAGACAAGACUAAAGGAGAGGGCAGAGAAACUACCAUACCUCAGACAUUUCAAACUGAACUCUGCUAUUGAGCUGGUUUCGGAUGAGCACGAAGAAUAUGAUUUAUUACAGAAUGAGGAACUGCAAGUUGACUUCACCCCCCUUUUUGAGUGUUUACAUAUCCAUCAAUCACUGGGGCAGAUGGACAAGUUUCGGACGGAAUACGCUAAUACCCGUCGCCGACAAAAAGAGCUUCUAAUUCCCUCCACGAUAACUUUGGUUGAUGAGGACGGAGCCUCCCUACACAACCUUCUAGAAGAAAUGGCAGGCUUUGCUAUCGUAGAGCGUGCUACCAUGAAGAGAGUGCCAGACUUGAGGUCAUCUGUCGACGUUGAUGAGCUCUGGGAUUCAAUGUGCCAAACUGCUGUGGGUCUCAUUUCAAAAGCGCUUCCUGAAGUUGAUAAUGCUGAGAGUUUGCUCAAAAUUAAAAAUCUCAUUGCAUUAUUUAUGCAAACAAUGAAUACAUGGGACUUCUCAGUUGGAAAAUUUGACGAACUGCUCUUGACUUUGUUCAAGAGGUACGCCGAACUUCUCAAGAAAAGAUUCAGUGAUGACUUCCAGGAGAUCGUAUCGACAGACGAUUAUAUGCCCAUGCCGAUACAAUCGUUAGAUGAGUAUGACAAGGUCCUCAAUGUCAGCUGGUACAAUCCUGAGAAGCCAAGGGAGGAGCAAGUUUCCAUGUGUUCUGCCUUUUUCUCAGAUGUAUCCCUUGUGUUGCAUCGACAUCCGCAACUUCUUAAACCAGCUUUGGAUGAGCUUCUUUCAAACCAAGUUUGCGAUACGCUUGUUGAGCGUCUUUCUUCGCAAUAUCUGGGUCAGAUUGUUCAGAUCUUAAUCAAUCUGGAGCAUUUUGAAUCAGCAUGCCGUGAGCUCGAGGAGCUUCUCGCCGCGGCCCGAUCGCAAGGUGCUGCGGGGGGUCCGAUAUCCUUAAGAGCGACGGAGAAGUUCAGAAGCAACAAAAAAGCGGCGGAAAAGCGAAUCUUUGAGGUCGUCAAUUCCAAAAUUGAUGACCUCAUUGAAACUGCAGAGUAUGACUGGAUGGCACUCACGCCUCCGACAGAGCCCAGCAACUACAUGCAAACGUUGACCCGAUUUCUGUCCAAUAUAAUGAACUCAACAUUGCUCGGUCUCCCAACAGAAAUCAAGGAACUCAUAUAUUUCGAUGCUCUCAGCCAUGCGGCGAACAUGAUACUGGCACAACCGCUCUCCUCAGACGUUAAAAGCAUCAAUCCCAAUGGAGUGAUGGCCCUUGCGAAAGAUGUUGAAUAUCUUUUUCAGUUUGUUGACAGCUUGGGUGUUCCCAUUCUUCGGGAGAACCUCGACGAAUUGCAACAGACUGUGCAUCUAAUGCAGGCAGAUAAUACGGACGAGUUUUACGAUAUUUCUACGAGAAAUAAGAAGUAUGGCCGCGUGGAUGCUAUCAAUGGCCCUAUCCUCUUAGAAAAACUUACACGCACAGUUCAGAGUUCGGGAAAAAUUGAUAAGUUCACAACACUUUCCUCAAGGUUCGGCAAGAAGUCUUGA
This is a messenger RNA of Aspergillus fumigatus Af293, 2238 nucleotides long. Its product is annotated as Rab GTPase-binding exocyst subunit SEC15. The record is from RefSeq and is a predicted model, not a curated record. The coding region runs from base 1 to 2238 and encodes 745 amino acids. NCBI's taxonomy places the organism in Eukaryota, Fungi, Ascomycota, Eurotiomycetes, Eurotiales, Aspergillaceae. Gene Ontology annotation, cellular component: membrane; exocyst. The transcript has 9 exons. Gene Ontology annotation, biological process: intracellular protein transport; exocytosis; Golgi to plasma membrane transport.